Messenger RNA from Pelecanus crispus (Dalmatian pelican), 927 nucleotides. The record is from RefSeq and is a predicted model, not a curated record. Lineage: Eukaryota; Metazoa; Chordata; Aves; Pelecaniformes; Pelecanidae.
UGUGAAGAUGAUCUGCCCAUCAGCCAGAAAGGUACAACUGAAAUAGCACCUGAAUGUGGGCUAGAAGACAGACUAGAUGUUCGAUACCUUCAGUGGUUAAAUGGGAGGCUGAGGUUCCAGUGGAGGAGUUUGCAUGCUCAGCACCAAGAGCAAUGCAAACUUUUGCACAAGAUCCAUUCAUUCACUAGUGGCUCCCAUACGGACCAGAUCCUUGGACAUUUUUCUGUCACAGAAACGGAUCUCGUUAGGCAACCGGAGAACUACAAGCAGCUGUUACAGCUUCUGGAGUCUGAAACUAUGCAACUAGAAGCCUUUCUGGAGUGGAAGCAACUGGAACCAGUUUAUUGGCAGUGGAUGGAAACUGUGUUAGAUAAUAUGGCUGAAGAGGGAAAUAUGUGCAAGUCCCAGGACGCUUACGUGGAGAAAAGUGGGCUGCGAAAGGCAACCUUCUGCUGCCCCUGGGCUGACAGUCUGACUGGGCAAAUUGACAGAUUAUCUGCGGAUUUAAUGACUCUCCGUGACCAGCUGCAUGAGCUUGUAACUCACCAAAAGGCUGCAUGGUGUGAGAAGGUGAAAACAAGAGAGGAAGAACUACAGGAGUGGUUCUCUGCCACUGCUAGAAAGAUACAGGAAAGUGUUGAACGAAAACUGCUAGAUCUUGCAUACCUUUGUGCUCCAAAAAAAAAUAAAAUGCAUGGUUCGUGCAGACUGGUGUUCAGAAGCAAACAUCCUGCCAGCAAAACAAGCUUUGGUAGGCCUGUGUGCAAGGAGGCUGUUUCAGCUGUCAGUGCCACAGAGGUGAUCAGAGACCUACAGACGAGAGAGGCCAGCCUGGAGAGAGAGCUGAAGCAGCUGCAGGAAGAGUGCAGGCAGAGGCUGGAUGAAAUUGCAGAAGGGUUGGAUGGAGUAAUUUGUAUCUCCCCUUGA